This is a messenger RNA of Neolamprologus brichardi, 4440 nucleotides long. RefSeq names its product ataxin 2 (gene atxn2). Lineage: Eukaryota; Metazoa; Chordata; Actinopteri; Cichliformes; Cichlidae. Gene Ontology annotation, biological process: cytoplasmic stress granule assembly. Gene Ontology annotation, molecular function: mRNA binding. The record is from RefSeq and is a predicted model, not a curated record. Gene Ontology annotation, cellular component: cytoplasmic stress granule.
CUCCGCUGUUUUUGUCCCCCUUUCAGGCUGUUUUGGUCUUUUCGCUGUUAGCAACGGAAAGAAUCCGAGAUAGCUGCAAACCCGAUUUUGAGAUAAUAAUUAUAUAACAAAUUGACAAGAGGUGUAACACACAUGUUCAUUUCGGAAAAGUUACUAGAGCGUGUUGUCUUUUUUUAAAUAUUAUUUUUUCAGUUUUAAUAGGAAUUGUACAGGUCGCUAAUUUAGCUAGCAACUGUUAGCCAGGCUAGCUGCUUAGCAAAGCAUCCUCCUGAACAGGCACGUUGACUUUAGCCUGCUGGCUAAGCUAGGUCUUCGGAUUGCCCAACGUUAGUGAGGUACCGCACACCGUCUCAGCGUCAAGAAAUUGCGGCGUGAAACUGGUCUGUUAAAGACGCUGUCUUUUAUGGGAUCACCAUGUCAAUGAAGGCCGGUGGAAAUCGCAGCAAGCCCGGCGGUGGUAGCACCGCUGGUGCCGCCGCCGCCUCCGGUGCCGGAGGAAGCGGCGGGGGAAGACAGAAUCUGGGCAGGGGGAGACACAGUGGCAAAGGUCCAGCAGCAGUCAUUUUCAAUGGUGUAUAUGCAAAUAUGAGGAUGGUCCAUGUCUUGACUUCAGUGGUGGGGACCAAGUGUGAGCUUAAAGUGAAAAAUGGAGCCAUCUAUGAGGGAGUAUUUAAGACCUAUGGCCCAGAGUGUGACCUGGUGUUGGAUGCAGCCCACCGAAAGAGUACAGAACCGAGCACAGGGCCCAGGAAAGAAGAUAUUGUAGAGAGCAUCAUUUUCAAGGCUUCUGAUGUCGUAGUUGUGAACUUCAAAGAUGUGGACCUAAAUUUCGCCAGGAAAGUCUCCUCAGACACAGACAACUUCACAGAUGCAGCAGUGACUGGCCGGAUCAAUGGCGAGCAUAAAGAGAAAGAUCUUGAGCCCUGGGAUGGAGGAGAGACCCACAACUCUGAUAGCCUCGAGUCUCUGGAUACUGAUGUGUCUAAUGGGUGGGAUCCCAAUGACAUGUUCAAGUACAAUGAGGAGAAAUAUGGAGUCUUGUCCACAUAUGACAGCAGCCUGUCCACAUAUACGGUACCUUUAGAGAGGGACAACUCAGAAGAGUUCUUGAAGAGGGAGGCGCGUGCUGCCCAGCUGGCAGAGGAGAUCGAGGCUAGUGCCACGUACAAGGCCCGCGUUGCUCUGGAGAAUGAUGAACGGACUGACGAGGAGAAAUUCACUGCUGUUGUGCGAGGGGAAAGGGAGACUCACACACUUGGCAGAGAGAACAAGUACAUUCCUCCUGGUCAGAGAAACAGGGAGGCAAUGUCAUGGGGGCCAGGGCGUCAGAAUUCACCUCGUCUUGGUCAGAGCUCAGCUGGACCCCCCACUCCUCGACCAGGACCCCACGACUACAGUCCCAGCUCUGGAUCCGACCAGAGGGUGGUUAAUGGAGGUUCAUCCCAUUGGCCCUCACCCUGUCCAUCUCCUUCCUCCCGUCCCCCUUCUCGUUACCAGUCCGGUCCCUCCUCCCUGCCUCAUCGGGCAACCACGCCCACCAGGCCACCUUCCAGGCCCCCCUCUCGACCUUCCAGACCUUCCUCUCAUUCAUCCCACCUCUCUUAUCCCUCCUCUUCAUCCUCCUUUUCCCACCAUGGGCCCACAUCGCCAGCCUCCACUCUGGCCAAACGCAUGUCUUCAGAAGGUCCACCAAGGAUGUCUCCAAAAUCUCAGCGGACGCCUCGUGCUCACAGAGUGCCACCCUGUCGGACCAGUGGAGUACCCCAAGGAGUGGACUUAAUUUCCCAUAAUCCCCCUGGAGAGUCCAUAGUGACUCCACAAACCAGGAGUAGCUCUUCCUCUGGAGGGACAUGGUCCUCAGUGGUUAGCGGAGCUCACAGACCUCGCUCCCCCCGACAGAAUAGUAUGGGUGGAGCUUCCCCUGGCUCCUCUUCCCUCCCAUCACCUCAGACAGGUACAGCUCCUGUGGAAACUGUUACUACUCCAACAUCAGCUUCCUCUCCUACUGCAGCUAGCCCUGCCCCCAGCAUAGUCACUUCUUCAUCAGGAGAUGCAAAAGAAUGUCGUGCCCAGGAGACUAGACAAACAUCUCCUACAAACAAGGAGAACAUCAAGCCUUUGGAAAGUUCACCUAGUUUUACAAGACAAGUUUGUAAAGGACCGCCUUCUAUACCAUCAGACCACAGAAAACAAAUAGAUAAUUUAAAGAAAUUUAGUGUAGAUUUUAGGUUGCAGUCUAGUUCCAACCCAGAGCCUCCCUGUGAACCAGUGAUGACCAAGUCUGCUAGAGACCCUGCAGACAAACCUAAAGAUCUUCCCCUGGACAAAGCCUCCACAGUGGGGAGGGAGGCCACUGAAGAUGGUGUUUUAGUAAUUGCUGCUGGCACACCUAGUGGUACCCAUGCUCCACCGACUACCACCACAAGCACCAGUAAGCCUGGCAGUCCCGCUGCAAUGUCUCAGUCUCCCUCUGCUACUGACCAGAAGAGGCCAGGGCUUGAUGUGACGUCACAGGGAGUUCAGACGACGGCCACUUCAACGUUCAGCGGACCCAAGCAUGAAGAGAAGGAGGAGAAAAAAGAAGCAGUGCAGGAUCAAGUGAGAAAAUCAACCCUGAACCCAAAUGCUAAUGAGUUCAAACCCAGGUUUAAUACACAGCCCAAACCAGCCAACACCCCAACGCCUCCCCGGCCUCAAGGCCAGCCCAGCCCCUCCAUCGUGGUCCAGCAACCUCCGACUGUUUAUGGCCAGACAGUCUGCUUCCCCCAGAUGUAUCCGCUGACGCCAGUCAGCCCUGGAGUUCAGAAAAGCAUAAUAUGGAAGUCUCCCAUGUACCAGGUUCAGAUGCCUAUGACAGUGAGCCAAUCUAAACCCUACAGACCAGGUAAAGUACCCAACAUGCCCCAGCAGAGGUCAGACCAGCACCAUCCGCCAGGCACACCCACCAUGAUGCACCCAGCCACAGCAGCAGGGCCACCGAUUGUAGCACCGAGCCCGGCUUACUCAGCGCAGUACUUCACCUGCAGCCCACAGCAGUUCACCAGUCAGCCGCUCGUCCAGCAGAUGCCUCACUACCAGUCACAGGCACAGCAUGUGUUCAGUCCAGUGAUGCAGGGCAGUGCCAGGAUGAUGGCGCCUCCCACGCAUGGCCAGCCCAGUCUCGUCUCUUCCUCUACUACACAGUACCCAGAGCAGACACACACCAUGUAUGUGUCUCCAGGGCCAAUGCCUCAGCAGUACCCCCACCCUAGUGCCACCUUGCACCCUCACCCGCAGCACCCUCAGCCCUCUGCCACGCCUACAGGCCAGGCACAGCAGGGUGGACCACAACAUGGAGGCCCUCCUAGCCAUCCAGCUGCCAGCCCAGUCCAGCACCCACAGCACCCGCAGGCAGCAGCAGCAGCAGCAGCAGCAGCCCAGGCCCUCCACCUGGCUAACCAGCCUCCACAGCAGCAGAUGUAUUCGGCCUUGGCACCCACGCCACCUUCGAUGACCCCAGGGCCAAACCCUCAGUCCCCACAGGCAUCCUUCCCUUCUGCUCAGCAGGCUGUGUAUAUCCACCCACAGCAGGUCCAGCAUGGCUACAACCCCAACCACAUGGCGCAUGUGCAGCAGGCCCAUAUGCAGUCUGGUAUUGUGCCAUCCCACCACCCGGCACCCACCCACCCCCCAAUGAUGCUCAUGGCUACCCAGGGUCCUCCAGCUGGUCCACAGCCACCUAUGCCCCAGACUGCCCUUAACCCCAUCCCUGUUUCCUCAACCACACAUUUCUCCUACCUGGCACAUCCACAAGUGCAACCUCAUCAUCAGCAGCAGCUGUAGAUGGAGUGCGUCAGCGAGCUGAGGGACCCGCUCUGCGCCGCGCUUCUCAACCAGAGCCUUCAUAACCAGGCGAUGAAGAGGAUGAGAGAGCCCACCCUCUCCUCUCUUCCCUCAUCCUCACCAGACAUGCUUCACAUCAGCUUUUCUCUUCCCUCCCUCCCUCCCUGACCAGGCAAUAAGAGAAUGUUAACAGGUUGAUGCAGUGACAUGUUUUAACGAGCUAGAGUUUUAACAGACAAGACUGCUCCUAUUCAGUCCCCCCCCAACACAAGCACACACACAUACACAUACAGAUCUGCAAACACAGAUAGUUAUACCUACAUCUACACACACUUUCAGGGGUCCCAAAUUGCAACUUAAGUCAGCUUGCCAAGUAAGAAGUGAAAGAGAGUAAACAAUCAGCGAGUGUGAAGAAGAAAAUUCAACUGGAACUCGUAAUUUUUGUCCGCACCUUGUUAUGAAAAGAAUCUUCCAACCUUUAGACAGUAUUAAUCCUACUGUUUAUUGCUGCUGCUAUGUGCUGCAUUUGUUUCCAGACUACACGACACGUUUCUAACCAAACUAAAAACGAAACAUGACGAGAAACUUUCUGUGAAAUAAACUCAUGUUGGCAGCCGA